AUGAGAUUGACAGUCAACAGNGAAUUCUCUCAAAUCUACCCUCAGCCUGGGUGGCAUGAACACGACCCUGAGGAGAUUGUCUCCUCUGUACACAACUGCAUUGAGGGUGCUGUUGAGGCCUUCAAGAAAGAUGGAAACUCGGUCGACAGCAUCAAGGCCAUUGGCAUCACGAACCGUGAGGAAUACUUUGCCAUUGAACUGGAAGGGUUCUCACUAACAUUUAUACANGAGCGUGAGACCACCGUUGUUUGGGAUAUCGAGUCAGGAGAGGCACUUUACAAUGCCAUCGUCUGGACAGAUACUCGUUCUCAGGCUAUCGUGAAAGAGUUGAAGUCUCGCAAGGGCGCCGAUGAGUUGACACAAAAGUGCGGUCUGCCGCUCUCCACAUACCCCAGUGUCACCAAGCUUCUAUGGCUGCUCAAGAACGAGCCCAAGGUGAAGGAGGCAUACGAGAAAGGCACUCUUGCAUUCGGAACCAUUGAUGCAUGGCUUGUAUACAAGCUUAACGGACAUGAGAAGAGGGUCUUCGUCUCUGAUCCCACCAAUGCCUCUCGCACGAUGUUCAUGGACAUCCACACACUCAAGUACAACCCUGAGCUGAUUGCCUUCUUCGGCGAUGAGGAGUUUGAUCUCUCCAGAAUUCACAUGCCCGACAUUGUCAGGUCUUCGGACGCAAAGGCAUAUGGCAAGAUUGGUUCGGGAGUUUUGUCCGGCUUUAGCCUCACCGGAUGUUUGGGUGACCAGUCUGCUGCCCUGGUCGGUCAGAAAGGUUUCGAUGCAGGCAGCGCAAAGAACACGUAA
Molecule: messenger RNA, 801 nt
Organism: Aureobasidium vineae
Lineage: Eukaryota; Fungi; Ascomycota; Dothideomycetes; Dothideales; Saccotheciaceae
Source: the annotation of a GenBank genome assembly